This is a messenger RNA of Cynara cardunculus var. scolymus (artichoke), 339 nucleotides long. RefSeq lists its product as uncharacterized. The record is from RefSeq and is a predicted model, not a curated record. The transcript has a single exon. The coding region runs from base 1 to 339 and encodes 112 amino acids. NCBI's taxonomy places the organism in Eukaryota, Viridiplantae, Streptophyta, Magnoliopsida, Asterales, Asteraceae.
AUGAAAAACCCAGAUUGGCACAAAGCAAUGGACUCGGAGUUCAAUGCCUUACUUCAUAACGGCACUUGGGAGUUUGUUCCAUGGUCCUCUCAUACUCCCAUCAAUUGUAAAUGGGUGUUUCGAGUCAAAUGCAACGCAGACGGUUCUGUUGCCAAAUACAAGGCUCGGUUAGUGGCUAAAGGUUUCCAACAACAAUACGGCAAAGACUACUUUGACACCUUCUGUCCAGUCACUAAGCCCGUCACUAUUCGAACCAUUCUCUCCAUUGCCCUCUCAAAAUAUUUGUCACUUUCGUCAACUCGAUGUGAACAAUGCGUUUCUUCAUGGCACCUUGAAUGA